Messenger RNA from Triplophysa dalaica, 2321 nucleotides. RefSeq names its product interferon-inducible GTPase 5-like. NCBI's taxonomy places the organism in Eukaryota, Metazoa, Chordata, Actinopteri, Cypriniformes, Nemacheilidae. Bases 380 to 1570 code for a protein of 396 amino acids. The record is from RefSeq and is a predicted model, not a curated record. Gene Ontology annotation, molecular function: GTP binding. Gene Ontology annotation, cellular component: membrane. The transcript has 5 exons.
CUAUCAUCUAUCGUGCUCCCGAGAUCGUGAAUCGGUAUAUCGUGGUCACGGAUUCGGGCACUGCUUCUUUGAAUCUUGAAAGAGACAGCCCUUAAAAUGGCUGACUACUGAGUGCCCUGACUACUGAACAAGGGAGCUGAUCAUGACACUGCCUUCGUUUAGCAUCUGAGCUCCGCGAUCACUACAGCCCGCUUUAAAACGCGCCACGUACCGCGAGAGUUAAGUGGGACCACCAGCAACUCUGCUAUAGCACUUCCUACACAAAGCAAAUUAACAUAAGAGGAAUUCAAGAGGAGGAAUUCAGGCAGCAAAGUUACUUACCUUUUGCUUACCCUUAGUACAAAGUGAAAGACUGAAAACUUUGAGCAAGGUGCUAAAGAUGGAUGAGGAAUUUUGCAUAAUAGGACAAGAAGAGCUGGAUGCAAUUAAAGAAGCUUUAUCCACUCAAGAUAUGCCAACAGCAAUUACUAAAAUCAAGAAUGUUCUUGAGCAGCAAGACCGUGUUGAGUUAAAUAUUGGCGUGACGGGAGAAUCUGGUUCUGGAAAGUCAUCAUUUGUCAAUGCUUUUAGGGGUAUAGGGGAUGAAGAAGAAGGAUCUGCCAAAACUGGUCCAGUGGAGACCACAAUGCAAACACAAGUUUACCUUCACCCAAAAUAUGAAAAUGUGAAAGUGUGGGAUCUCCCUGGAAUCGGGACACCAAACUUUACAGCCAAGGAGUACCUUGAACAAGUUCAGUUUGAACGCUAUGAUUUUUUUAUCAUUAUUGCUUCAGAUCGGUUCAGAGAAUGUCACACCCAGCUGGCCAAAGAGAUCAUGAGGAUGGGGAAGAAGUUUUACUUUGUUCGUUCCAAAAUUGACUCAAACAUUCUCGCUGAAUCGAGAAAGAAAAGCUUUGACCAAGAAAAGACCCUAAAUACCAUACGGGAGGACUGUGAAACAGAAUUGACAAAGAUUGGUAUUGAGGCUCCUGUUGUGUUCUUAAUCUCAUGCUUUGAACUGGGCAAGUAUGAUUUCAAUCUGAUGCAGGAGAGGAUGGAGAAGGAGCUUCCCCAGCAUAAGAGACAUGUGUUGAUGUUGGCCUUACCGAAUAUCACGCUGGAGAUCAACGAGAGAAAGAAGAAAGCUUUAGAGGAAAACAUUCCCAGAGUAGCCCUCCUGUCUGCAGGCAUCGCUACAAUUCCUAUUCCUGGUCUUUCUAUUUUUGUGGAUUUAGCCAUCGUGAACAAUGAGAUAGAGAAGUACUACAGUGUCUUUGGUCUGGAUGAUCCCUCUCUGCAGAUGCUGUGUGAAAGAUCUGGUAAGACCAUAGAAGAACUAAAGAAUGUGAUGAAGUCAUCGUUGCAUCUUGGGAUAAACCCAACUGCUCUCAUAAGCUUCCUGGGAGCUGCAUCGCUGUAUGUAUCAGAGAAUGCUAUUGAGUAUGUCUGCAGUUUAAUACCUGUGCUUGGCACUGUGGUAGCAGGAGGAAUGUCUUAUUUGACCAUCUCAAAAAUGCUAAAGAAAGCUUUGAAUGAGUUAGCUGAAGAUGCCAAAAAUGUGCUGAUAGCUUCACUGGAGACUGAGGUGUGAUAAAAUGCCACAGAUUUUCUAGCGCUACAGGACAUACUAUCAGCUAAACAUUAUGAAGACGUAUCAAUCACAGUUUUAUAUAAAGCAGAAAAGCAACAUAAAAACUGUUUGUAUAGUCCCUUCAGGCUUACUGUAUUCUGGUGUUUUUUUAGACUGUUCAAAUUUGUUUUGAGAUAAAUAAUAAACAAUGGCUCCUGGGUUUGCAAAGUAUGCAAAGGUCAUGAUAUUCUGCAUGUCAAAAUGUCUUGACACUUGUCUUCAAAGACCAGAAUGUAUAUUCUGCUUUGUUAUGACUUUUGUUUGAAAUAUUUAGUGAAUAAACACAUUUACAUCAUUUACAGCGACAUCUAUUGGAACAUGUAUGCAUAUAAAUUGUGCAGCCAUGAGAACAGAACGCAGUUCGCAGUAAAAUCAGCGUUUUAAAACGCAGAUUUUUGAGGAAUUCAGAGUUUACAGGAUUUCUACAUUAAUUGAGUUUAACUUUCUAUUCCAAUGCUAUGAUUUUGAAGAUGUCACGGUUCCCCUCUGUCUCUCCCGGUGUUUCUCUCAUGGACUUCACUCCCCACGAUCCCUCAUGCUCUAGCACUUGCCUCAUCUCCAAUCACGGCACCUGACAGCCAUCAGCCUCAUCAUCCAAGGACUAUUUAUAUUCAUCCCGUUCCAUUGUUCUGUGUCCGGUAUAGUUUGUUGAUGUGUUUAAGGAAAUGUGUUCCUGUGCUUUCUGUUCCAAAUAAAUAUCUCUUUUAGAUUA